Molecule: messenger RNA, 3013 nt
Organism: Pimephales promelas (fathead minnow)
Lineage: Eukaryota; Metazoa; Chordata; Actinopteri; Cypriniformes; Leuciscidae
Gene: rbm43
Product: RNA binding motif protein 43
Source: RefSeq, a predicted model, not a curated record
UUUCCGUGGAGACGAGCACGAGCAGUUUCACUUUCACUUCAGAACAAGGACGGCCGAGUCUUUCUUUGCUAUUUUUCACAGGCGAACGUACUAUAAUCGGCCACAGCCAUGAAUGAAAUGGUUAUUGAAGUGAACGGGCUCCCGGACAACUACCCCGAAAAUAUGAUGAUUGAUAAAUUAACCAUGCACUUUCUGAGGCGCAGUAACAAAGGAGGAGAUGUUUUAACAGUGAUUUAUCCCACCUCCAACAAAGGCCAGGCUUAUGUAGUCUUCGAAUCAGCUGAAGUACCAGGAGUCUUGCAACACACUCAUGUUUUGAUUGUGGAGAGUCAGUUUUACUCACUGGAUAUUAAAAAGGUGCAUCAUCCUCAGCUGGAUAUGCCAGCCGAAGCGUUCCUCGAUAUGAACUUGUUCUCCAAUCACAGCAAAAUCCAAGAACUUCUUCAUAGCCAUGGCUUUCAGAUGUCAAAGUCAAGCCCAGGACAGCUGCAUUUGCAGGGUUCCUUUCUCAAGCUAAAACUUAUUUAUCCCAAACUCGUGCAGUUUCUGGCUCUAGAAACCCUCCCUCAAAGAGGAACGCCUUCACAUUACACCAACGGCUCUGUUUCCAGAGCUGAAAAAGGUGACUCCAGGCGCAAUCAUGGCAACUCGGUGUAUUCUGAGGGCAGAAGCACAUCUUCAGGAAUAACCUCAAGAUCCCCAGGGUACCAAUACUCUCUAAUGGAUAGAAGCUCCAGCACAGAAAGUCCCUUCAGCAGUCCCUCCAGGAUCUAUGAUGAGCGUAAUCCUUCGUCUCCCAGGCAGACUGAGGUUUCCAUCCCUGUGGAACUAGAUGUGUGGAAAUACAUAAUGCUCUUUAAGGAGGAUUUUGUGAAUAAAAUUAAAUCAGAUCACCACACUCGUAUUAAUCACGAAGAAGAAUCAGGGGUUGGUAUGGUUAAACUCUCGGGAGGAAACUUUAGGGAAACGGCUAAAGAAUUGUCUGAAUUGAUGGAGGAAAUCACUGGAUCUCUACGCACACAAGAAAUAGACCUGAGUGUAUUUGACCAAAGUCAGCAGAGAGACAUGAUUCAGAACACUUACACAUUCCAAAAGAUUUAUAACGUUAUAAUUAGACUGGAAGGUAACGUUCUAAAAGUAGUUGGGUCAUCAAAAAACAGUUAUGACGCAAAGCAAAAGCUUCUUGGACUGGAUGUUGACAUUGCACCACCUAAAGGCAUGGAGAGGAACAAAUUGCGACGCAGCAGCUCUUUGCCAAGACAAAAAACCAGAGCCAGAAUGGAGAACCCAGGCGUGGGUCAGAUUCCUGCUGUCAGUAGCUCGUCUGCCUCACAUUCCCAGAAGGACUUUCAAUCGCAGCGAGAAGUUCAACAGGAGAGAGGUCGCCAGCCCUCUAAAUCCACAGCACAACACCGGUCACAGAGCAGCUCUCGAAUACAACACAAAAAUCUAAACCAAGAACCUUCAACUUAUGUUCAGAAGCAGGAUUUGACACCCUCUAGUGGAGUUCAGACAUCUAGGGUCAAUUCCUACAAGGGUCAAGGGUCAAUUCCUACAUUUAAAGCUCCUCUAAUGCCUGAAAAAAAAAAAAGCAUUUUAAAAAAAAUCCGGAAUUCAUUACAUCAGUAAUUACGCAUAUAAAACCCUCGUUGAAAAACACACUUUAAGAACACACUUUUUAGAAUUAAAUUGGUCAGACACUUAAGAAAGUGAUGGGGCUGCUCUGUACUGAUGGUUUUAUUUCUAAUCACAUGUAUUCACAUAAAUAUUCGGGGUUCAGUACAAAAUCGACAAUUAUGCAAUUGUGUCAUACCAUAAAAGUUUAUUUCAACUUCUUUUCUAAAAAAAAAAAUCUUCAAAUGGAAGUGAAUGCGGUUCACUAUUUCAGUAUAACUACAAAACAUAAAUAAAACAUUGCUUACCACAUUGCAGAUAAUAAUAAUUCAUAAUAGAAUAAAUAAGUUCAAUGCAUUUAUGCAUGUUUUUUUUUUCAGUGCAUUAAAAAUAAAUAGCUUUACAUCUGCUUUUAAACCUUCCAAAAAUGGGGCCCAUUCACCUUCACUGUAAGUAAUAUAUACAUACAUACAAAAUAUAUACAAAUAAGACAACUUGUGAUGUAUGUAUGAAUCAGGUUUUUUUUGUGUGUGUGUGUGUGUGUGUGUGUGGACAACAUUAUGUCACAAUUUAUGCAUUCACCAAUCAUUAGGGUUUGGUUUUGGGAUAGAGACAAUUUUAGGACAAAAAUGUUGUUCCAUGAUGACCCCUGAACAAAAUCAUUGAACCCCUGAAAUAUUACUCUGAAUUGUACUCUCUCAAAAUCACAUUGAUUGCUUUUGUAAUUAUUGUCUCGCAUGUGAUAAGGAGAAUGACUUUCAGUAUUUCCUGUCACACAUUCAUAUUUUAGACAUGUAUAUAUUUAUACAUAUCUAAAAUAUUUGCGGUAUUUCCAUUUUAAGUUGCAUUACCAUGGAGACUCAGUGAGGAAGUGUCUUUAAUUUCUGCAUUGUACAGGAAGUGAGGCAGGCCUUGUGGUUAACUUAGGGGCUGAGCACCUCCCUGUCAGGAAGAACUUUUUUUUUUUUUUUACUCACUUUUUGCUCUUGUGUCAAAUGUAAGAAAUACACUAAUGUGCACAGUUCCUUUGUUUUUCCUUACGAUUUAUAAAGCACUGGUAUUGAUUUGACUAGUUUUAUAUAGUAUUAUUGAGAACCUGUUUUUUCGAGUAUUUCUCUCAGAUGGAGUUUUCUGUCAUUCGAAAAUCCCCCUUUUGUUUUUUCUUUACCUGUGGUUAGCUAUUUAAGAAAUUCCAAUGAUGAUUCAUUGGUUGUCGAUAUUUAAUUUAGGCCUUUAAAUGAUUAUUUUAGGCAUUACUGUAAUGUGGACAAAUAUGGAUAUCUGUAAACUUUGUAAUAUUUAUACAUAGCUAGCUACUGACUUAUCUGAUUACUACUGUUCUAAAACCUUUGUAAUUGCAUAAAAUACCUUACAAUAAACGGAAUUGCACAGCAUCACA